AUGGCACAGACUAUCCACCCCAGGAGGCAUUUGUCUCGGCUCGUCCCACGUUCAACAAAUGCGCUCCUUGCCGCGGUGGUGUCGGUCUCGGUGGUCGAUUCAGUACUUUUGGGCUAUGACAGCUCCCUGAUGGGCAGUCUCAACGUGAUGCCGACGUACCAGAACUAUUUCACACUGACUACUGCGACCAAGUCCUUGAACACGGCGAUUUCAUACGUUGGAGGGUCCUGCGCUGCCCUCUUCGCUGGGUUCGUUGUUGCAUGGAUAGGGAGAUGGAAAACCAUCAUGCUCUCUUGUAUCCUCACGCUCAUCGGCCCUAUCGUCCAGAGUGCUGCGCAGAAUACCGGCAUGUUCAUCGCUGGUCGCUUUAUUGUUGGCUUCGGGCUCGGAUUUGCCCAAACUGCAUGUCCAACCUAUGUGGCCGAGACUGCUCCUCCGAAGCACAGAGCGGUGGCGCUGGGUCUAUACUACGCUUGUUGGGGCGUCGGCACGCUUGUUGCAUCUGGAGUGUGCUACUCGACGCAACACUAUUCCUCGACGUGGGCAUGGAGGACGCCCAGCUUGAUCCAGAUUGUGCCGAGCAUCCUCUGCAUGUGUGUGCUGCUCUUUCUUCCCGAGUCGCCUCGAUUCCUCAUAGACAGGGAUCGGCACGACGAAGCCCUGGAGGUGCUUGCAGCCAUCAACGCCAACGGCGAUAAAGAGUCACCGGUCGUUCUGGUCCAGUACCGCGAGAUCACAGAUACAAUUGCAUGGGAGAAGAGCCAGCAACUGUCCUGGAGGCAGGCGUUUAGCACCAAGGGCAAUCGCAAGCGCAUCAUCAUCACUUCGACAUUCUCCAUCAUUGUCAUGUUACCUGGAACCAAUAUCAUCACCUUCUACUUUGGCGACAUGCUCGCGCAGGCGGGAAUCACCAACCCGACAACUCAGCUGCAAAUCAACAUCAUCCUGACCUCCUGGACGUUAGUCGUUUCGCUGGCAGGUGCCUGGUUCGCAGAUUCCCUCGGCCGGAAGACUCUCUGCUCCAUCAGUCUGGCCGGCCAGAUUGUGACGUUCUACAUCCUCGCUGGACUGACCGCCCUCUACGGCGACUCCUCAAACAGGUCGGGCAUCUAUGGCACUAUCGCGAUGAUCUUCCUCUACAAUGCAGCCUACGCUUACGGUAUCACACCACUUACGGUGCUGUAUCCACCCGAAGUGCUCUCGUACUCUCUACGCUCCGUCGGCAUGGGCUUGUACACCCUCACGACGAAACUGUCGGGGUUGCUGGUGACCAUGGCAUUCCCUUUCGCCCUGGACGCCAUAGGCUGGAAGACGUACAUCAUCAAUGCGAGUGCCGACAUUGUCAUGCUGGCGGGCGUGAUGUGGUAUUGGGUGGAAACCAGGGGAUACACGCUCGAAGAAGUCGACAAGUUGUUUGACGGGGAGAAACAUUCCGACGUUCCGGACUUGAAGGCCGUGCAAGAUGGAGAAGUCGAAGUUGGCAGUGAGCUGUUGAAGAAUGUAGCCAGUAGGGUGGAGAAUCAGGAAGUGGUGAUAACGAAGGGGUAG
Messenger RNA from Cladophialophora carrionii CBS 160.54, 1548 nucleotides. RefSeq lists its product as uncharacterized. The record is from RefSeq and is a predicted model, not a curated record. NCBI's taxonomy places the organism in Eukaryota, Fungi, Ascomycota, Eurotiomycetes, Chaetothyriales, Herpotrichiellaceae. Gene Ontology annotation, molecular function: carbohydrate:proton symporter activity. Gene Ontology annotation, biological process: carbohydrate transport; transmembrane transport. The transcript has 3 exons. Gene Ontology annotation, cellular component: membrane. Bases 1 to 1548 code for a protein of 515 amino acids.